CCCAGUUACCGCUCGGUCCUCGCUUCGCUGUAGCGCCGCGUCUCGCUCGGAUCCGCAAGUUCCGUAACCCAGCUCCAACUCGCCACGCUCGGCCCCAACCCCAACCCGCUACGCCCUCUUCCCCAGCGCGACCCCGAGAACCCCCGAGCCCCCAUGAAAAGCUAGUCCAAAAUGGCCAUCCCCUUAGAUUGCCAUUUGAAUUUACCGCUCCGCCAGUUGACUUCCAGUUGCUUCGAGCCCCACUGACUCAGCCCCCGCGAAAAAUCAAUCCCCCCAACCUGCACCGCUUUAGUGUUUGCCAUGGAUAGCCCGCCGUGCGAGAGGAUCCCAUCCCUGGACUCGGCAGCAGAGGUUCUUAGCCGGGACUUCCUGCUAUAGCCUACCACCAAUAUGACUUGGAAUGGCUAGAGAGGACUUGCGAGGACGUCGGCCUUUUAAGAUUUGGGAUUGCUUGAGAAACGUCAGAAAGAGCUUGGUCGUCAACACGCUAAAAGAUUUAGAAAUCCGAGGUAAAGAAAAACUAGGCGUUCCUGCAAAUGAGGCAGUGCGGUUAGUGCUCGAAGCCGACGGAACUCAGGUUGAGGAUGGAGAGUAUUUCAGAACACUGCCAGACAAUACUGUCAUCCUGUUCCUCCGAGCGGGUGAACGUUGGCAUCCCACAGGAGCGGAUGUCAUUCGCACAGCAAUUUCGGCGAUACCGAAGAUCGUGUGCGAGACGAUUCACGCGCUAGAGCUGGACCAUGAGACUCCGUCGUGGAAGAUAAUGGACAACAAGGGGCGAGUGACGGUGGUGCUGCACUGGGACCAGAGGCCGGGGCAGUCGAGCCACGGGACGGCGGCCUCGAGCGCGGCCGGGACGCCGAAGAAGCAGUCGUCGCUGGUGGUGCAGUCCAGCCUGGACGGGGGCGGGAGCCUCAACGGCGGCGCCCCCUCCCGCUUCACGCCGAGCCCCCAGAUCACGGUGAUCAACCACGAUGAGAUCCAGAGCGGCUCCUCGGUCUACCACCCGCACCCGCGGCUCAUCAAACAGGGUAGCUCCCUCGAGAGCACUAGCAUACACAUCCACACACCAGAGUGUUCAAACCACAUGCACCAGCCGACCGCCUCCAGGAGCGGGAGCCCCAGCAACCAGAACGGGGAGUGCGACUUCCACUGCUGCGCCCUCCACGAGGAGGGGCGCAAGAUCGCCGUCCACAAGUCCGUGGCCACCUCCCCCAUCCAGGACUCCCUCUCGGCAUCGCCGCAGCACCCCUCCUCCAUGGCCGACGGCACCCGCAAGCCUGGCCCUGCCAAGGGACACGUCCGUUUUUUAGACAUUGAAGGGUGCGGAGCCCGCGGCGGGGGCGGGGGCGGCGGAGCGCACGAGCACGAGAGCUCCGAGUCGGAGACGGAGACGACCGUGAUGGAGGACGAGGUCGGGACGAGCGAGAAGUUCCUGCUGCUCAUUGACCAGCUCUCGGUGGAGCAGAGCCGGCACCUGACAAUCAAAGACAUCGGCAUCAUCCUCGAGCGGCUCAACAGCAAGAUCGUCGACGUGGAGCGCCUCGACCGGGAGUCCGAGUCCGAGGAGACCCACAACUGGACCAUCAAGGCCACCAUCCGCGGCGAGGUCCUCCGCGAGCUCGGCGUCAUCUACAACGGCAACUACUACGCCAUCUCCGAGCACCCCGGCUACCGGGAGGAGUCCGAGGAGGCCAAGGAGGAGCUCGAGGAGGAAGAGGAGGAGGAGAACGAGGAGGACAGGAUCUGAGGAUCCCCGUAUUUCCACCCCGUCAUGUCUUGCGAGAACCCUUUUCGUUUUACGUGAGGAUCCCUCUGGACUUCGAGCACACUGGAAAAAUGAAUUCUUCUCGAAAAUGAUCAAUUUGUUGGAGAUUUUUCAAAAUUUCAGUCUGAGACAUGAUUUUGUAUCAGUAAAUAGAUAGAUUUUACUUACAAAUUGAUUCCUCUAAAAAAAAAUCCAAAAGAUUUCUCUCGAUCAUUGUGUAGACUUUCAUCAAAAAGCCAAAGACUCUCUUCGAAAAUCAUACGGAUUUUCCUUAAAAAUCAAAAAUAGUGUUUUUCAAAAAAUCGAAUAGAUUCCUCGUGAAGACGUAUGAUUUUUUUCCAGGUUCAAAUCGAUUUCUCUCAAGACGUCAAUUGAAUUCUUUUCGAAAAUUCGACUGAUCUACUACGA
This is a messenger RNA of Bemisia tabaci, 2176 nucleotides long. NCBI's taxonomy places the organism in Eukaryota, Metazoa, Arthropoda, Insecta, Hemiptera, Aleyrodidae. The record is from RefSeq and is a predicted model, not a curated record.